Molecule: messenger RNA, 1050 nt
Organism: Kwoniella shivajii
Lineage: Eukaryota; Fungi; Basidiomycota; Tremellomycetes; Tremellales; Cryptococcaceae
Exons: 5
Coding region: 1-1050 (349 amino acids)
Source: RefSeq, a predicted model, not a curated record
AUGCAACCAGAUAGACCGUCUCCUGAAGCUCUCCUCGUCCUCAUGUCUGACUCGUCGAAAUCGCCUAUUACACCCGAAUUGCAACACGCAGGAUUACCUACACCUCCUCCAACAAUCAAAUUUUCGCAUCGAAACAAUGGUCCUACUGAAUCAACCUCCAAUCCUUCCGCCCUGUCGAAACACGCCACGUCUUGCCGUUCCGAACCUUGUCAAACCCCCAUAUCUUGGCGUGAUUUGCCUCUUGUAAAGUUUCAUAUAUCUCGUCAGCUUGACAAAGUGGGAGCAGGUGAUUCGCAUAAACCCAGCGCAGUGGAAGACGAUCAAGAAACAGUCGUUCCCAAGGAGCCUUUGUUUAUCCCGUUUGAUUCAGAAUCACCAAAAGAUGAUGUCAGAAUAGAUGAAGAGGAGACUGACUUUGAUGAAGUGGUCUUCGUGAGAUCUGUGCCGCAGACUAGCUUCCAUCCUUACAGAAGGAACCCCCCACAAAAAGAACAACAAGAAACGAGUGUUGCUGUAGCAGUCAGCAUACUGACCAACGACAGCUGUAGUAAACCUGCUGGAACCAAGCAAGACGUAUCCCACCAUCAUAGUCACCGUCGAAAGCUUCAAGAGAUUAUAGAUGAAGAAGAGGACGAAGAAGAUGUUUCCUAUGUCGGCCAGUGCUACAAAGCUCCUCGACACCUUCGCCCAGGCAGUCCCGGAUUGCUCUCUCGAGCCGACACUCCGCUUCAGACAUUUUCAGCACCGACGGGAUAUCUGUGUCGACAAUGUCGCCAAGAUCGCGACGAUCGACCUGAUCGGACCGGGAGCAGACUUAGAGGAUGUGGUAGCAGAGUGCUGACGGACGACGUAAGAAGCAAGAUCCUCGAGCUUUUACUCUGUCCAAAUCAGAGUCUUUUUGUGCAGCUGCGACACCAUGAUGGUAUCGUGGACUGGAAGGAUAUUGCGGAUCUGGUCGGAGCCAGACGCGAAGAUUUUGACAGGGUGAGGCAGAGUGCCAGACGGAUGCAAGAAAUGCUGCCUGGCCUGAUGAGGAGAGGUGCCAUCUAA